UGUUUUUUGGGGAAAAGUAAUUAUAUUUUAGAAGAAAUUUAGGCAUUUUCCUUUGUCCCUAUGUAUAAUUCAACUCCGUCACGCAACCGCCUCCGCCCCCUAUUUGUAUACAUAAAUGGUUUGACCCUGUGACAUCAUUUAAGGAAGUAGAUUUAGCAGAGUCUCCAGAACAGCAUGGUGCAACCAGUGACAAUCUGUGCAGGGAAAGAAAAAAACAAGGAAAUCAAAAGAGAAGAUGAAAAAGAAGAUAGCAGAACUAGAGCAAUUACUACAACAAGAGAGACAACAGAAAGAGAAAUACAAAAAAAGGCUACAAUGUGUAAAGAAUGACUUGCCAAGAUCCCCUGUCAAGAAAACUUUACAUUAUCAUGAAGCACUCAAACUUCAAAUACAGGAGACUUACAAACAAGCAAAGACCGAAAAACAGAGGCAGUUAAUAUCAGGCGUAGUGGUCGGUGGGAUCAUGAGAAAAUACAGAAUGCUGAAAAAGUCAGAGAGUGCAUUGGGAUUUUCAAAGAAACGCCGAAGCCUAGCCAACUGUGAAAUAUUGAAAUUCAAACGCAAGAAGAUCACAGCAUUUGAUGACAUGAAGAAGAAAGUGAAGGAGUUCUUCACACGUGAUGAUGUCAGUAGAAUAACCACUGGCAAGAACCAAACCUCAACAAAAAAUAAAACAAAGAUGCAAAAGAGGUUCAUGGUUGACACAAUGAAGAAUCUCCACCGAAAAUUCAUGUCAGAAAACCCAGGGAGAUUGUCUUAUUCAAUGUUUUGCCCUCUCCGGCCUUUCUGGGUUGUUAAGCCCUCUCUUGCAGAUCGUGAAACUUGCAUGUGCAAGCUCCAUGAGAACCUUUCAUUUGUUGCCCAAAAGCUCAAACAACUACAGCUUAUUGAGACAUCAGAGCUGGAAGAACUUGCCAAUCAAAUUUGUUGCAGUCCAUCAAAUAAGCACUGCAUGUAUGGUGAGUGUGAGCAGUGCAAGAAGGAAAUUAUUCCCAUAUCAGAUGCCUACAAACCAGAGGAAGAUGUUGUUUGUCCACAAUGGAUUAUGAAAGAAAAAAACAAAAAAAAUGAAGAUGAAAAAACUGUGAAGAUUACUGUUAAAGAGAACCUGCACACAUCCCAAGAAAAUCUUGUGGAAAUGUUUCAUUCAUUGCUUCACAGAUUCCGCAGGCAUCUGUUUAACAUUAAACAACAGUACAGUAAGUUAGGGUAGAGGAGAACAGGACAAGAACAGAGCCAAAUGAGACUUCUGAGAAAUGAGUUUUACCUGAGACCAAAGUGGACACACACACACACACACACUAUCUUCACCCACAAUCAACACUUAACAUGACAGGAUACGCCAUUCUCAGCUGAGGAGAGCAGAACUGUGGUUGAAGAGAUGAGACAAAAGGAGAGGUGGAAAGAAAGUGACCAAAGUGGACACACACACACACACACACACACACACACACACACACACACACACACACAGUAACUAUCUUCACCCACAAUCAACACUAUACAUGACAGGAUGGCAUGCUCACCGGAGGAGAGCAGAACUGUGGUUGAAGAACUGUGGUUGAGACAAAAGGAGAGGUAGAAAGAAGUUAGGGUAGAGGAGAACAGGACCAGAGAAGAGCCAAAUGAGAAUUCUGGGAAAUGAGUUUCACCUCAGACCAAACAAGGCUUUGUUAAUUAUUGUUUUCCAGGUUUCAAGCAUUUGAAAAUGGAUGUUGUUGACAUUCAUAGUUCAUUUACUUCUGAGUAAAUGCAUUUUUUUGUUUUACCACAGAGGGAAAAGUUCAAAGUUUUUCAAACGGACAAACUGAAAAUAUGAUGUACUUGCUGAUCCACGAAUUUUAAAUAUAAA
Molecule: messenger RNA, 1852 nt
Organism: Neoarius graeffei (lesser salmon catfish)
Lineage: Eukaryota; Metazoa; Chordata; Actinopteri; Siluriformes; Ariidae
Exons: 2
Coding region: 236-1213 (325 amino acids)
Source: RefSeq, a predicted model, not a curated record